Messenger RNA from Psylliodes chrysocephalus, 1803 nucleotides. NCBI's taxonomy places the organism in Eukaryota, Metazoa, Arthropoda, Insecta, Coleoptera, Chrysomelidae. The record is from the annotation of a GenBank genome assembly.
UUUCACGUUUUACGUUGCAUAACCUAACCUCACAUCACUAGUGAAGAUUGUGUGAGAAUAUUGUUUACGAAUGAUAUGACUGUUUACUAUUUCAAUGUUUAUUAUUUUAUGGUCCAAUUUUGAGGUUGUUUAUAAUAUUAAACGGUUAACAAACUAAAUAAUAUGUUAUCAAUUCACUUUCUCUAAAUAAUUCUUCUAAAAUGGGAUUUGUAAAUUAUUCAACAAAAGCAGUUGUAAUAUCGGAAAACAAAGAACAUUUAGCUGUUACAGAAAAAACUAAUGACCAAGAAAAUACAGAUAAAAUUCUCACUUUAUCAGAAUUUUUCAAUAAUGACAAUUUUGCGAAAUUGGAAAAAAUAACUGUUUUAGAAUUAACACACUGCCAAAUAACAGAUUUACCGAUAGCAUUCGAAAAUUUAAAUUUAAAACGUUUAAAUAUCUCACGCAACAAUCUUUCAAAUGUUCCUGCAUGUAUUUACAGUGGAUUAAAUUAUUUAGAAUACUUGGAUCUAGGUCACAACUCAAUUCAAGUUUUUGAUAUGCCACCAGGUUGUCUUCUUCAUAUUAAAACUAUAAAAUUAAAUAAUAAUUUACUUUAUAUGAUUCCUAAAUGGAUAGUUACAUUCCAAAGCAUCAACCUAGAAGAACUAAAUUUCAGUUUUAACAAAGCCUCUCAGUACACAUACCACAGAAAUAGCUAUAAUAUGCAUUUUAUGAAGUUAAAUAAAUUGAAAUUAAAAAAUAGUCAAUUGAUAGAUGAUGAUUUCGAUUUUUUGAAGUGUUUGAAGAAUUUGGAAUACCUGGAUAUUAGUAAUAAAGGUGAUAUAUUCAUCAAUAAAUUUCACGAGGUAGAUAAUUUGUUUGUAAAACCAAAAUGGAAGCAACUUAAAAUACUUAAAAUGAAUAAUCUAGGACUGUCUUUAUUUCCUGAAGGUGUACCAUGGCUAGAGAGUUUAAGUGAGCUUCAUAUAAACGAAAAUUGUAUAUCCUGGUUUCCUGACGGAAUUGAAUUUAUGGUGAAUCUUCGAGUAUUAAAUAUUUCUCAAAACUCACUUGUAGCCAUUCCAGAUGCAAUAAUCAAAUUGGAGCUAUUAGAAGUUUUAUUAGCUAGUGCUAAUAACAUCGAAAUUUGUCCUGACUUUAGUAAAAUGGUCAAUUUAAAGACACUGGAUCUCUAUGAUAAUCUACUAGAACAUGUUCAAUUAAACUGUGAUACUUUAGAUAGUUUUGAUUUAGACCAAAAUUAUAUUAGUAAAUUAGACUUUCCAAAUUAUGAUGCAAAGAAAAAGAAAUUGAGAGAUACAUUUACUAAAACCGAAAUAAGAAUAGAUAAUCAAAAACUAAGGUAUGAAGAUGACAUAACAGAUUCUUUUAAAACAUGCAGUGAUGAUGAUUAUGGAAAAGACGAUGUUUAUGGAAAAGAUGAAGACACAUCAUCUUUUCAUACAGUAUUAGUGAAUAAAACAAUUUUUGAUGAAGCAGAAGAUUGGGAUUCGCCUGAUCCAAUUGGUCAAAGACAUCCCGAUAUUGACAGCGAAGACGAUUCUUGGGAUGGCGAGGAAAAGAGAAUUGUAAAUAAGAAGGUGAAAGUCAGAAAAAAGGUUUAUGUAGAAGAUGAAGACUGGAUGUUUCAAGAUGUGGAAGACAUUCAGAGUUGAUGUUUUAAAUUCGAUGUAAAUUUUAAAAAGAAAAUUUGUUUCUUAAAUUUAGAAUAUUAUAUUCAUAGAUUUUUAAUCGAAGCAAUUUUUAAUUUAUUAUAUGUAUGUGCAUAUCCUGAAAAUGGUUAAUAUUUAAUUACAGUGA